Messenger RNA from Ramularia collo-cygni, 909 nucleotides. RefSeq lists its product as uncharacterized. The coding region runs from base 1 to 909 and encodes 302 amino acids. The record is from RefSeq and is a predicted model, not a curated record. NCBI's taxonomy places the organism in Eukaryota, Fungi, Ascomycota, Dothideomycetes, Mycosphaerellales, Mycosphaerellaceae. The transcript has 3 exons. Gene Ontology annotation, molecular function: metalloendopeptidase activity.
AUGGGAAGCCCAUAUUACCCCAGCACUAUCAACAACGCAUGCAGACCAAUCCUGUCAGACCAGAGCGGUGACCAAUUCAUUGAGUUUACGAGCCCACGGUUCCAUUGCUCUGCUGGACUCCGUGGAAGGCUCAAAGCGGUGCUUGUCUUCCCGCACAAGUCAUUAUAUCCCUCCAAAUCCAUGGUACCAAUAUGUCAACGCUGUCAUGUGUUUUCCAGCUACGAGAAAUUGGCGGCACCACCGGCUUGCAAGAGUGUAUAUAAAAUGGAGCUUCUCCCACAAUGGCUGUCUUCUGUAUUUCUAUCCUUUCCAACAUUUCCGUCAUUCAGUACAAUGCAUCCCUCUAGACUCUUCCUUGCAGGGCUGUCAGUGUCUGCUCAAUCUAUCAGCAAGUCUCCCUCAGGCCUUGACCUCACUUUCCGAGACUGCACGCACAAGCAAGAGAAGGUGUACUCCAAAGCCAUUUACGAUACCAAGGGCUGCCUCGACAAGAUCGUCAAACACCGUAAGAAUGACGACUCAAAGCAUGAGAAGAAAAUGCGCACCCGCUACUUCGGAGGGAGUAAUGACGAAGAUCGGGACAUUGUGACUCAAACCUUCACCGAAAUGUCGCAGAACAUCGACAGCAGUCAGUACGUCUGCGGAUCGAGCACUGAAGCGGACGAUGCGGGCGAAGAGUGCUGGACUUUAUUCAUCGACGAUGAAGUGAACACUUGUCCACUCUUUUUCAAGCUCCGAAAUGCGGACAGAGCAAACAAGCUAAUUCUAGAUCGGGCUUACGUUUUGCACCCUGACGGCAUCGCGAUGGACGACAAGGAAUCAAAGAAGCUGGCAAAACUUCACCCAGAGGAGGCAUCGCACAAUGCGGAUAGCUACAGCUACUAUGCCGAAGCCGUCUGCAAACUAUGA